Molecule: messenger RNA, 1866 nt
Organism: Desarmillaria tabescens
Lineage: Eukaryota; Fungi; Basidiomycota; Agaricomycetes; Agaricales; Physalacriaceae
Exons: 3
Coding region: 182-1477 (431 amino acids)
Source: RefSeq, a predicted model, not a curated record
CCGCUUUACAUACCCAAUACCCUGGUUUUGUCUGCUUCUUCCUUGCCCGUUCUCGAUACUUUACGACCUUUAUUACGAAGCACCAUCGCGGCCGUGCAGCUUACGUUCUUUCAACUUUGUCAACGUCUUCAACCGCGCCUAAUAUUCUUUCUUGCCUUGUCAAAUCCUCGCCUUUAGUUCCAUGUCACCGCGUGGCCGAACUAGUCAUGAACAUACCUUUCUUCUUCACGCCAGUCACGAAAACAGAUGCCCAUCCCAUCCCCCGACCUCACCAAUAUCCAGACACAAUGUCAACGAACGACGGUCUACUCCUCGUUCUCCACUUGUUGACAGGGCGUUUGAUCUCAACGGAGACGCCUUCAGUAAAUUUACUGACGCCCCUACCGUUCCCUUAGGGAGCAAGAAAGAUACCAGUCCCGGUAAUCACAAGCUUUCAGAGACAUCGACAUUUCAUCCCCUACCCCCUCUCCCUCCAUCUUCUUCUCUACAGUUAUCGACUCUACUCGAUAUCAACUUCCCGUCUUUUGCUUUUCCGACUGGAUUUCCGAUAUCAACGCCUCCCUUACAAUCAUCGCCACCCAUUUCAUCAUCUCCGGGGAGCCGAAGAAAUAACACACCUGCUACAGACAAUUCUCUGUUCCACAUGCCCGUCCUAAGUCAUCCUAAUAGUCCAUAUGUUCCCUGGGAGUCUCCAGUUCGUCGCGAGAUCCUACGACCGUUAACGCCCUCUUCUUUUGUAUCACAUUAUUCCCGUCCUCUUUCACGGAGCGGCGCUCGAGCGCCUGAGCCACCUGAAACUGAGGAGGAGCGUUUGCCGCAACGUCCAACCCGCAAAUUGCACAAAGUCUCCAAAAGCAUUCUAAACUUACGGCAGGCCGUUAGGAAUGUUGCUCAAGUAACCAAGAGAUUCAAAUUCGCUCAAAAGCGAAGGUCACUUGAUCAGCCUGAUCUUCCGGAACUCCCUAAGACGCAUUGGCAGUCGGACCCACUACUUAUUGCUCGACAUCGACCUCGACCUCGAUUGCCACCGCCGUCUCCUUCGUCUGCGUCAUUUGACUCCACUAAUACCAAUUCGCUGUCAGCGUGGUUAGCUGCACGACAAUGUGAAGCGAAAGAGUGGAAUCUGGAUGCCCAGAGGGGUGUUGCAUUGGAAGAGUAUGAUCGAGCCGGUAGCUGGAUCAACUUAACUGCCCUGAGCGUAUCAGAUGAUUCGCCUUCAAGCCCGGCAUACGGACCACUAGAGUCCAGUAUUUGGAGACCAUUGGAAUUCGAUAUGUCUCCUCUCCUAUCAACAUGUCACUCGCCACACAUUACACCACCGUGCGAGCUACUACAGUCACCACCUAUGCCCUCUCGACGCCCGAUACCUUCACAAUCACGCCCUUCAACUGCUGGAGGAAAGCCUGAGGAUGGAGAUGGAAUAUCAGGGGAAGGGCUCUCGGACCUUAGCUACAUGAUUGGAGCAUUCAAACUAUAAUGAUCAACAUCAGUCUAGGAGCAGCUUAAUCAUUUAUGCCGUCAUGUAAGUAAUUAGAAAAAUCUGGUUGUAACAUGUAGACAUCCAUUGGGCAGCGGUUUAUCCCCUCAUGUCCCGCCCCUUGACAUGGGGUAAUGCUGAGUAAAUCAAAUGCUUUAAAUUCUGGUCGUGUGCGGCCAUUGAUUUGGACGAAGCUAUAAAAGAUAGAGCUGUCACAAAAAGUCGGGACUUAACGACCCAGGGCUUCUCUGCGACUCCCGCAUCCCCCCCAUUCAAGGCUUGGCACACAAUUCAUUCAGAGCUUUGAUUGUAGGUUGGGCGAGAACCUUCUUAUCUUUCGGUGUGGCGGAUCAUCUUUUAUGCAACCGAUCGCAGGCUUUUUUUUUGCG